UACCCUCCCAUCUCGGUGGCCAGAACGGUUCUCGGGUAGUGGCAGGACGGUGGCGUAGAAGGAUCAUGAUUGCUGCCUUGGCGGUUGCUCGACGGGGGCUUUUAGGGGGCGAUUCCGGCUGUGGCAUUGCCCUAGUUCGGAGUGUACAGACCAGUCUCCAGCGACUCCAGGAGUUAGCAGAGAAUUCCGCCAGCCAAGCAGCUGAAGCACCAGAGGACCAAAACAAGAGAGACUUCAGCUUUUUCCCCCCUGUGCCAGGAAAAGGGAGCACUCUCCGGUGGGCUGGGAAGAAAUACGAAGAGAUCCCGAUUGCUCAUAUCAAAGCUACUUAUAACAACACUCACAUCCAGGUUGUCUCACAUCAGAAUAUCUCUUUGACCAUAGUAACCUGUGGCACAGAAGGAUUCAAGAAUGCCAAGAAGGGCACUGCCGUUGCGGCACAGACUGCCGGAAUCUCAGCAGCAGCGAAAGCCUGUGCAAAGGGGGUGUCUCACGUGCGAGUGGUGGUGAAAGGCCUGGGCCCUGGACGACAGGCAGCCAUUAAUGGGCUUACCAUGGGCGGCCUGGAGGUGAUCUCCAUCACAGACAACACUCCGAUCCCACACAACGGCUGUCGGCCACGGAAAGUACGAAGGUUGUGAGGCAGUGGGGUAUGGGACAGUUUGUUCGGCAUUCACUUUGCACAGUCAUCCAGAGAAAGGAGAGGGCUUUGAUUUGGGGGGCGCUGUUAAUAGAAGUCAGAAGAAUUUUCAGUGGUGUCAUCGAACAAGAUCUAUAAAAUCUGUAUGUUAAA
Molecule: messenger RNA, 793 nt
Organism: Eublepharis macularius
Lineage: Eukaryota; Metazoa; Chordata; Lepidosauria; Squamata; Eublepharidae
Gene: MRPS11
Product: mitochondrial ribosomal protein S11
Exons: 6
Coding region: 66-641 (191 amino acids)
Biological process (GO): translation; ribosomal small subunit assembly; maturation of SSU-rRNA from tricistronic rRNA transcript (SSU-rRNA, 5.8S rRNA, LSU-rRNA)
Cellular component (GO): ribosome; mitochondrial small ribosomal subunit
Molecular function (GO): small ribosomal subunit rRNA binding; mRNA 5'-UTR binding; structural constituent of ribosome
Source: RefSeq, a predicted model, not a curated record